CACCUCGCAAACCACCCAGAACUGUAGUCCCGACACCAUGGUCAACUCCUGUUGUGGCUCCAUCUGCUCUGAGCAGGGCUGUGGCCAGGAGAGCUGCUGCCAGCCCAGGUGUUUCCAGACCACCUGCUGCAGGACCACCUGCUGCAGGCCCAGCUGCUGCAUCUCCAGCUGCUGCAGGCCCAGCUGCUGCAUCUCUAGCUGCUGCAGGCCCAGCUGCUGCCGCCCCAGCUGCUGUAUCUCUAGUUGCUGCAGGCCCCAGUGCUGCCAGCCCACCUGCUGCAUCUCCAGCUGUUGCAGGCCUCAGUGCUGCCAGCCCAGCUGCUGCCGCCCUAGCUGCUGCAUCUCCAGCUGUUGCCGUCCCAGCUGCUGUGAGACCACCUGCUGCAGAACAACCUGCUGCAGACCUUCCUGCUGUAUCUCCAGCUGCUGCAGGCCUCAGUGCUGCAUCUCCAGCUGUUGCCGCCCCAGCUGCUGUGUGUCCAGUUGCUGCAGGCCCCAGUGCUGCCAGCCCACCUGCUGCAUCUCCAGCUGUUGCAGGCCUCAGUGCUGCCAGCCCUGCUGCUGCCGCCCUAGCUGCUGCAUCUCCAGCUGUUGCCGUCCCAGCUGCUGUGAGACCACCUGCUGCAGAACAACCUGCUGCAGACCUUCCUGCUGUAUCUCCAGCUGCUGCAGGCCUCAGUGCUGCAUCUCCAGCUGUUGCCGCCCCAGCUGCUGUGUGUCCAGCUGCUGCAGGCCCCAGUGCUGCAUCUCUAGCUGCUGCCGCCCCAGCUGCUCUAGUGCCUCAUGCUGCUGAUGGUACUGCCCUGCCUGCUUGGGUCCUUCAUCACUAGUCAGCCCUGGUGUAGACCGCUGGGCAGCUGAGUUAUGAGAGGGGAAUUAUGAAACCUCAGCUCCACCUGGGAUUCCUUUUGGCCUCCAUAUGUGAAUACCCCACCUCGUUACUCUCUCAAAUGAGCACCCAUUUAAUUUUUUCUCUAAACUCUGUCAAAUGCUCUGGAAUCCCCACGGAAAUAUCUGUUCUGUGCCCCAUUUUCUCACCUGGAACUAUGCUCACCUCUUAAAUAAAGGUGGAUUUUGCAGGCAUACCUUUAUAAA
Molecule: messenger RNA, 1095 nt
Organism: Cavia porcellus (domestic guinea pig)
Lineage: Eukaryota; Metazoa; Chordata; Mammalia; Rodentia; Caviidae
Product: keratin-associated protein 4-12-like
Exons: 1
Coding region: 38-793 (251 amino acids)
Cellular component (GO): keratin filament
Source: RefSeq, a predicted model, not a curated record